GCGCGCGCGCGGGCCGGAAGUGCGCGAGGCGGCGGCGGCGGAGGGGGCGCCUGGCGCGGAGCGGCCGCGGCGGGGCCGGUGAGAGCUCAAUUGCUUCUAAAAAAGCAGUGUUCAGAACCAGACUUGAUAGGACACUUGUACAAGGCUGUUGUGAGCAAACGAAGGAGCAGUUCAGCUGCUCCUCCCGAGCUGAAUGUCUGUGCUGGAGAACACAAAUGGAUGCCAAGAGGCUCGGGCAGAAAUGUGCUCUCUAAUGAGGUGCCACCUCGUUUGCUUUGGGUCCUACAGCAAAAUAAACCUCCACAGCUUCACUCAAAUGCUGGACAGAAAGGAACAAGCAAGUUUUUGUUUUCCUGCCACAAUUCUGUAGAGCUUUCUACAAAUGCUUUUACAAAAUAUUUAAUAUUUAUGAGUGGAGUGUUUGUAAACACGGUGUGAUAAACUGGAACAAGCGUAAGGAGUGUCACAGUGCUGAGCUCAGCUCUGAGGUUUUCUUCCUGAUUUCAUAACUGACAAAGCUGAGACUGAAACCUGACUGAAGGGUGUGAGGGGUGAGCCUGCUCCAGCAGGUGCACUGACAGGUGCUUGCAAAGAUGUCUAAAACAAACAAAUCCAAGUCUGGGUCCCGUUCUUCCCGCUCGAGGUCGGGCUCGAGGUCGCGCUCCCGUUCCUUCUCCAAGUCCCGCUCCCGUUCCCGCUCCAUCUCGCGCUCCAGGAAGCGCAGGCUCAGUUCUAGGUCUCGUUCAAGAUCAUACUCUCCAUCCCACAACAGAGAGAGGAACCACCCCAGGGUGUACCAGAACCGGGAUUUCAGGGGCCAUAACCGAGGAUACCGGAGGCCCUACUAUUUCCGCGGCCGCAACCGAGGGUUUUACCCGUGGGGCCAGUACAACCGCGGCGGGUACGGGAACUACAGGUCCAACUGGCAGAACUACCGCCAGGCCUACAGCCCUCGCCGGGGCCGCUCGCGCUCCCGCUCGCCCAAGAGGAGGUCUCCGUCCCCGCGCUCCAGGAGCCACUCCAGGAAUUCCGACAAGUCAUCUUCCGACCGCUCGAGGAGGUCCUCCUCCUCCCGCUCCUCCUCCAACCACAGCCGGGUCGAGUCUUCCAAGCGCAAAUCCGGGAAGGAGAAGAAGUCCUCCUCCAAGGACGCCCGCGCGUCCCAGGCCGCGGGGGAGAGCCAAGGAGACGAGUCCAAGGAGCAGCCCUUCUCAGGAGCGGGGGCUCAAGACCCCAAGGCAUCCGAGGGGUCGAAACCAUGGCAAGACGUGAGCGGCUACGGCGCGGGCUCCGCGUCCAGGGGCUCGGUGUCGGAGCUGAGCCCGCGGGAGCGCAGCCCCGCGCUCAAGAGCCCGCUGCAGUCGGUGGUGGUGCGGCGCCGCUCGCCCCGGCCCAGCCCCGUGCAGAAGCAGAGCCCGCCACGCUCCAGCCCGUCCCCGAUGGGCUCUGCCGCCCAGAGCGGCUCCGGCUCCUUCCAGGGGGGCUCCCACCAGAGCCCCUUCGAGCACGGCUCGGCGGGAUUGAGCCCCACCAGGAAGAGCCCGGUGUGCAAAAGCCCCACGCCGGUCAGUUCGCUGUACGGGGCCGCUCCGAAGGAGGAAGGCACAGCUCCCGGGGGAGGAGCCUUCUCCAAGAGGUAUCUGGAAGAGCAGAAGGCUGAGAAUGGGAAAGACAAAGACCAGAAAGUAACAAAUGUCGAGAAAGAAAAAAGUAAAGAGAAAGGGAAUUUCUCUGAGUUGGGCUCAGCAGAUGGAAAGGCAAAGUCUGACUCGUACGGCUCCAAAGCUGACUCGGAGAAGGGAUACCGUGGCAGCCAGUCCCCCAAGCGCUACAAAUUCCGGGAUGACUUCGACAAGAUGAAGGUCCCGGAGUUCCACAAGGAAGGUCAUUAUGGCAAAGAGGAGACGGAUGAGCAGGACAAGAAAGACAAGGGAAAAGGCCGGAAAGAUUCGGAAUUUGACGAUGAGCCCAAAUUUAUGUCUAAAGUUGUGACGACUUCAAGUAAAAAUCAAGAAGAGGAUAGGUCAGGAAAAUGGGAAGGUGUGGUUUUCCUGCCACCUGGAAAGGAGAAGCAAAGGAAAUCUGAUGAAAUGGAGGAGGAAAGCUAUUCUGAAAGGUCCAAAAAGGAAGAGAGACCAGGAUCCAAGAGAGCUGAACCUGGUCACAGGGGCUUUGUUCCUGAAAAGAAUUUUAGAGUGACCACUUACAAAUCAAGCCAGGAAAAAAGCUCUUCCCCCCCCCCAAGGAAGCCUUCUGAGGUGAAGGAAAAGCCAGGUACCAAAGUGGAGGGGCUGGCUCCUGGCAAAUCCUCCUUUUCCAUUACCCGUGAGGCCCAGGUCAAUAUUCGGAUGGAUUCCUUCGACGAGGACCUUGCACGUCCCAGUGGCAUACUGGCUCAGGAGCGCAAGCUCUGCCGGGACCUCGUGCACAGCAACAGGAAGGAGCAGGAAUUCCGUUCCAUUUUCCAUCACAUCCAGUCGGCUCAGUCGCAGCGAAGCCCUUCUGAACUGUUUGCUCAGCACAUAGUGACUAUAGUCCAUCAUGUAAGAGAGCAUCACUUUGGGUCCUCAGCAAUGACACUGAACGAACGCUUUACCAAAUAUCUAAAGAAAGGAAUGGAACAAGAUGCAGCUAAAAACAAAAAGAGCCCUGAAAUCCACAGGAGGAUAGAUAUAUCUCCCAGUACUUUUAGAAAACAUGGAUUCUCUCAAGAGGAAUCAAAAAGCUCCAGAGAUCCUGGCUUCAAGGCUGAAGGGAAAUAUAAGGACGACCCUGUUGAUCUGCGCCUUGAUAUUGAACGCCGUAAAAAACAUAAGGAAAGAGAUCUUAAACGGGAUAAAUCCAGGGAGUCGGUGGACUCGAGAGAUUCAAGUCACUCAAGGGAAAGAUCAACUGAGAAAACGGAGAAAAGUCACAAAGGCUCAAAGAAAAAGAAACACCGACGGGUGCGUGAGAGAUCCAGAUCCAGUUCAUCGUCCUCGUGGUCCUCUCACUCAGUCAAAGGAGAGGAGUAUCCCGAGGAGACUGAGGAGAGGGAGGAGAGCUCCACAGGCUUCGACAAGUCCCGGCUUGGGACUAAGGAGUUCACUGGCCCAAAUGAGAGAGGAAGAGCAAGAGGGACCUUUCAGUUCAGAGCUCGAGGGAGAGGAUGGGGCAGAGGCAACUUUUCAGGCAACAACAACAGCAACAGCGGCGGCAACAACGACUUCCAGAAGCGGAGCAGAGAGGAGGAGUGGGACCCCGAGUACACCCCUAAGAGCAAGAAGUACUACCUGCACGACGACCGGGAGGGCGAGGCCGCAGACAAGUGGGUGAGCCGGGGCCGCGGCCGCGGCGCCUUCCCCCGGGGCCGGGGCCGCUUCAUGUUCCGCAAGUCCAGCACCAGCCCCAAGUGGGCUCACGACAAGUUCAGUGGGGAGGAAGGGGAGAUCGAGGACGACGAGAGCGGGACGGAGAACCGGGAGGAGAAGGACAACCUGCAGACGGCGGCCGAGUAGCCACGGGGCCCGCGCGGUUCCGGGAGCCCCGGCGGGAGGGGGGACCAGGCCGGUGCUGGAGUGCCCGGGGGAUCCCCGGGGGCUGAGCAGGGCCCUGGAGAGGAGCUGGGAAACGAUCCCGACGUUAGUGAACCGCAUCGCCAGAGUUCAGCCUCCCCAGGCACGGACUGGCACUGACUGACCCAUCAUUUAUGCUCGGAUCCACUCCUGGAGUUUCUCUUCCCAAAGACUUCCCCUCUGGACUGGAUACGGUCUCAAGCACUGGGUGAGAUCCCAGAUUUCCCCUCCUCUGUGACCUUACAGAUGGUUGGUUAUUUUUUGGUAACAGGCGUUGAGGACGAUGUGGUUUCGGUUUGUGCCCACCUGACCCCACCAGUCCUGACAUUUGUUUCUCUUUUAUAAUUUGACCCAGUGACGGUCGGGGUUUGCUCACCCGCUCAAAUUUUCCUCCCCUAUUGUGUAUUCAGUUUUCUAAAUUCAUACUCUGCUUAUUUUAGGCCUUUACGUACGUAGCGACAUCAAUUCAAAGAUAAUUUUGGAAACUAUUUUUGGUUCUUAUAAAUAGGAAAACAAUGAAGCAUGUGAGUAAACAUCUAAAUAUUCACUUGUUGGGACCAAACUGCUAUGAUUUUUUUUUUUUAACUUUUUUUUUUUUUUUAUGUAACAGUUGAGUUUAGGGCCUUUUAAAAAUGAUUGUUUUCCUUUUAUGUUGGAAGUUAACAAAAUUAGCAUGGUUUUAAAGAGAAAAAAAAAAAUUACACCCUACUUCUGGCCACUGUUUGUGUUCACUGUUAGGCCUGGUGUGUGCUGGACCCCAAACUGCUUGUAGCAUUUGUGUCUCCUCCCUGCAGCUGGUUGUGACCUGAGUGCCCUUUCCAAGAUGACAGUUUUCUAAGGAACUUCCGAAUUCUACUUGGGGAAAAAAUAUAAAUGGAGAUGAGAAUUUUUCAAUAUUUUUUAUUAAUCUUUUUAUAAAACCAAAAGGCAGAUCCCUCCUGAGCUGAUUGAGGACAGCCCUUAGGACGUGUUUCUUUGUAUCUUCUGCUUUAAGAAUACCCUGGAGCAGUUUGCAGAUGGUUCCCGGCCGGGUUUGAGCCUGGGCGGGGAGGCACAGCCGUGCCCACGCUCCCCUCUCCCCCUCCCCAGGAUUGCUGUGCUGUUCCCCACACACCAGCUAGAGUUUGGUUUGUUUUGACUUGAACAGUUCCUGUUUAGCAAAGCCCCGAAGUUUGUUUAUGCAAAUAAAAUACAAUAAAAUACGUAGUAGGUGUAA
Messenger RNA from Pseudopipra pipra, 4770 nucleotides. It is a transcript of the gene THRAP3, whose product is annotated as thyroid hormone receptor associated protein 3. NCBI's taxonomy places the organism in Eukaryota, Metazoa, Chordata, Aves, Passeriformes, Pipridae. The transcript has 14 exons. The coding region runs from base 594 to 3497 and encodes 967 amino acids. Gene Ontology annotation, biological process: positive regulation of transcription by RNA polymerase II. Gene Ontology annotation, molecular function: transcription coregulator activity; DNA binding. Gene Ontology annotation, cellular component: mediator complex. The record is from RefSeq and is a predicted model, not a curated record.